Molecule: messenger RNA, 1146 nt
Organism: Bipolaris maydis ATCC 48331
Lineage: Eukaryota; Fungi; Ascomycota; Dothideomycetes; Pleosporales; Pleosporaceae
Source: RefSeq, a predicted model, not a curated record
AACCACAGCAACGUGACAGGAGCGAAACUUGGUACGCGUUUUGAUAACAGGCCGACCUUAUAGCUUUGGUCACAACUCGCAAUAACUACAAAAAGAGAUAUAUAAUGCUACGCCAGCAGAUGAACGAGGUAGACCUUUUGAUACUGGGGGCUGGCUGGACUUCGACGUUCUUGAUUCCGCAACUGAGCGAUACCGACAUUACGUACGCGGCUACCACCACCUCAGGGAGAGAUGCUACGAUACCUUUCAAAUUCGACCCCGAAUCUGGAGAUGCAGAGUCGUACAAGCGACUUCCGGCUGCCAAAACGGUCGUCAUCACCUUUCCGUUAGUCGGUCACGGCCAAUCAAAGAGCCUCGUCGGAUUGUACCGCUCCGUUCACGGCGCGAGGAACAACUGGAUUCAACUCGGCUCAACCGGAAUCUACAACAAGGUACCUGACGAUUGGAGUGAUGAAGAUGCGCAUUACAACAAGGAAGACAAGCGAGCUAUUGCGGAGGACGAACUGCGCUCGCUCCAUGGCUGUGUGUUGUGUCUUGCGGGUCUUUAUGGAGGCGAGCGUGUUCCCGCGAGGUGGUUGCCACGUAUCGUCAAAUCCAAGGACGAUAUCAAAAAACGAGGCGCCGUACACUUCAUCCACGGCGAGGAUGUCGCACAAGCCAUAAUUGCGACACACCAGAACUUUACGCCCGGUAAACGUUGGAUUGUUUCCGAUCUGCGCGUCUAUGAUUGGUACGACCUCAUCAUGAGCUUCAGCUCUAUGACUGAAUCAUCCAUGUCCCAAGAAGAGAAAGAAACGCAGCAGCAGUAUGCGAAGUGGGUUAGCGAGCUUAUGCAUGAGGAGGAUAUUCGUGCUCUACCAAGGGACGUGAGCUCGUUGGGACGAAAGCUGGAUUCAAGACGCUUCUGGGCCUAUCACGGGCUGUUGCCUCGCCAUAGACGUCUGGCAUAGAGUCAUAUCUGAUGACAUAUUGGAGAGUAACGAUAAAUGCCUCAUUAGAUUGAUAUGUAAGCGGUAGACAUGUAGCGAAAGCUGAUGGAGGCUGAUAGCUUGUCAUCACCUAUCAAAAGAACAGUGAAUGUAUCUUGUGGUAGCGUGGUCAUGCCCGUUCCGUACAAAAAGAUAGAUUCCCUUUCGAUAUAAAAAG